AACUUGAUGUCAAAGUCAAAUAAAUAUUGCCUGAAGAAAGAGGUUAUGUGUUAUUAUAUCUCAGAAAUGUUUAUUUAGGUAUUUAAAUUGCUAUCUUAGUAUAUUGUGAAUGAUUUUGUAUCAAAGAUAUAAUUAACUGAAUACGAUACACAAUGUUACGAAACAUUACAAAAACUUCGAAUGCUAUAGCAAAGCUGAAUCCUACCAAAAUCAAGUUUCCUGAAAAGUUAAAAGGAACAAUCCUCGAGAGAUGGGCUGACUAUUGGAAAAAUCUAUUCAUUGAUUAUCGCCAAAUGUUGCAAGACCUAAGAAGUGACGUACAAGAGCAACCUACGAAAGCUUUUAUAUGGGCGACUGGUCUUACAACUUUAUAUGGUCUUGUUCGGAAUAAUCCUAGCGAGGCAGAUUUUAAGGAUAAUUUGAAACGUAUUACCAACGAGGUUAUAUUAGUGAGUGAGGAUUGUGUAAAUCCUAAAUCUAUAGAGCAUUUACGCUUUUUAGAUAGAUGUUACAAUGAAGGAGUAGUACAUUAUAGGAAUUUUGGAAUUGCCUCAGUGAUAUAUAUUUCUGAAAUAAACUACGGAUGCGACAUAUACAAAUCACAAUGCCAGUACCUAAAGCCUACAUUCUUCAGUUUUCCUUCAAGAGUAGUUGAUGUUGGUAUGCUUGGGAGAUGGUGGAACAUUUAUAUAAAAACUACAAACUAUGAUGUUAACAUAUAUGAUAUCUAAUAGUUGUAUAAUUAUGAAUGUUUAGAGGAACUCUUGUUGACAGUUUUGUUGGUAGAUGUAAAUAAUAAAAACAAUAGAAUGUAUAAAACUAUUUAUCUUCAUAUCCCAUUUGGUCCUUCCAAGUAUAAAAUAUUUAUUAUUGACACAGAAAUAUGAAUUCAUGAUCAAUGAGAAUGAGAUUAUCUUUAUAUUUAGAUUUCUACAUAGAAAUGGAAUACUUGUUAUAUACUCUCAUAUAUAAAGGACUUUAUCUCCAUGUGCGGUAAGCACAAUUGGUUUUAUUAACCUUAAAGUUUUGGCUAAUAUUUUUAUGUGUAUGCUAACUUAAUACCCUUAGAAUAACCUAUUUAUGAUUUUUUAAUAACCAAAAAGGGAUAAGAAUGAAAAAAAAUAUGUUAUUGAGGAGUGUUUAUAUUUUGUUUCUUACUAAUGAUGUUACAAUAAUUAAAUGUAUAAAAACUAAGAGUAUUUUACAAACCAUUUCAUGCAGAAUUCUGUCUAAAACACAAAUCUAAACAAAAGUCACCACCAAGUGAAACCCCCAAAAUAUAUUGUAUAUUCCUUCUAUAAACGUUUUUAACAUUAAUUCAGACGGGAAAUUGAAAAAAAAAA
This is a messenger RNA of Papilio polytes (common Mormon), 1343 nucleotides long. RefSeq lists its product as uncharacterized. NCBI's taxonomy places the organism in Eukaryota, Metazoa, Arthropoda, Insecta, Lepidoptera, Papilionidae. Bases 153 to 731 code for a protein of 192 amino acids. Gene Ontology annotation, biological process: protein insertion into mitochondrial inner membrane. The record is from RefSeq and is a predicted model, not a curated record. Gene Ontology annotation, cellular component: TIM22 mitochondrial import inner membrane insertion complex. The transcript has a single exon.